This is a messenger RNA of Varanus komodoensis (Komodo dragon), 4844 nucleotides long. RefSeq names its product ankyrin repeat and fibronectin type III domain containing 1 (gene ANKFN1). The record is from RefSeq and is a predicted model, not a curated record. Gene Ontology annotation, cellular component: spindle. Lineage: Eukaryota; Metazoa; Chordata; Lepidosauria; Squamata; Varanidae. Gene Ontology annotation, biological process: establishment of mitotic spindle orientation; regulation of establishment of bipolar cell polarity. Bases 1111 to 4332 code for a protein of 1073 amino acids. The transcript has 19 exons. Gene Ontology annotation, molecular function: protein binding.
CAAUAAAGAAUGCAGCCAAUUUGCUCUGAACACCGAUAAGCCUUUCAAAGACAAACACCACAAUCCAAAGUUCAGCAAGAUUCAGCAACAUGUAAGGAAUUCUACAGACUUAAAAUCAGGGAAUACAUCAUGCAUGCGUGCGUGAUCGGGGUGGGCCAAUCAUGGCCAGGACAGAUACAUGUUGCCCUGGGCUUCUCCUUCACAUUUUGCUGCAAAGAAGCUGCGUCCGAUUCUGAAUCCCUACCUGCAAGUGUGAAGAUUUCAUGACGUGCAACAGAAGAAAUCCACACAGAAACACAUCAUAUACCCAGCAUGCUAAGGGAAAUGAAAUUUAAAAUGCCCCUUGGGAAUCAGCCGUAUCUCAGCAGUUCUGUCGGCAGGAUGAAUGCUUCAGAAACAUCUGUGGGCUACUAUGCGUGCUGGUUGCAGAUGGCAGUUGGCACAACUGUAGUCACAGAGAGCAUGUUCUCCUACUUUGAUUUUUUGCAACAGAGAUUUGGCCAGCUGCUGAAGGCGUUGUGCGAACUGCAACAAUAUGCGCAGGAAGCAUUCCAGACCAAAGGAGCUCGAAACGGUGCCUUCUCUUUGACUGGAAUGAAUAGAAAGCCCUCAUGGGCAGCUCUCCUGCAGCGUGAAUGCAUCAUAACACCACUGAAGAGGCUCUGGUUGAGAUCAGUGCAGUUCAGAAUUUUCCAGCCCUGCUCCUGAUUGACCGAGCGUCGUUCCUAAACACGUACAGUGGAAUUUGCUGCAUGUCAAAGUCUGACACAGUGUAAUGAGUAGUCAGCCCUUCGGUCCCCAUGCUGGGAGACUUUUGUAAAUGCAAUAAAUCUUAAAUAAAUGUAAAAGAGAUGUACUGCUGCUGGUUUUUCAAGUGUCUCAUGGAAAAGGCUCUGGAUAAUAGGACUGUAGCGCCAUGCUGACAUUUCUGCUUUCAGAGGACUUACCAACUGAUUAUCAAGCUCUGUGGUAGAGAUGAGAGUUUUAUUUUGAUCAAGAUAUAUAUUUUUUAAAACUUUCCUUCACAGAUCUCUUUAUAUUUUAUGUUGCCUCUCACAGCUAGUGCAGACUCCUGGGGAUUUGAUCAGCUUGGGAACUGCCACAUGAAAAAUGACCCAGCCAAUGCAGAGCUUACAGCUUUCCCAAACAAAAAAGAACAACCCUCCUUCUUCACCCAAUGCUGCCAAGCGACUCUAUCGGAACCUGUCGGAGAAGCUGAAAGGAAGUCACUCAUCCUUUGAUGAGGCGUAUUUCAGAGCCAGAUCAGACCGCCUCAGUCUGCGGAAGUCUUCAGUGAACUUCCAGUGCUGUGAAGCCAUGCUUGAGGCUGUGGAACAGCAAGAUUUAGAUGCUGUCCAGAUCCUUCUCUACCAAUACACGCCGGAGGAACUGGAUCUCAACACUCCCAGCAGUGAGGGAUUGACUGCCCUGGACAUCGCUAUUCUGACAAAUAAUGUGCCCAUUGCCAAGGCUCUUUUGAAAGCUGGGGCAAAGGAGAGCCCACACUUUGUCAAUAUGGAGAACAGGUCAACUCAUCUCAGCAACUUAUUGCAAGAGGCUCAGCAACGAGUGAAUGAUCUGUCUGCACAAAUAAUGAGUGAAGGCCUUGGUACAGACAGCUCUGAGAAGGAGAAGCAACUGAAAGCCUGGGAGUGGAGAUAUCGGCUCUACAAACGCAUGAAGUCAGGCUAUGAACAUUCCCGAGCCCCGGAGGCACCAACCAACGUCUGCCUUACGGUAACAAGCAGUACAUCACUCACUGUCACUUUCCAAGAGCCUCAUAGCAUCAACGCAGCAGUGGUUACUAAGUACAAAGUGGAAUGGAGCUGUUCAGAAGACUUUUCUCCUUUGGCUGGGGAAAUCAUCAUGGAUAACCUUCAGACUUUGAAGUGCACUAUCACUGGCCUCACAAUGGGCAAAAACUAUUAUGUCCGAGUUUAUGCUUAUAAUAUGAAAGGCUGGGGACAGCCGCAGAUUUCCACACCUUCCUGUGCUUCUCCUUCAAACUGGAAAGACUCUGAUGGCAGAGAGCCUCGGCACAGGGGACAGAUUGAAGCACUGGAGCGGUUGCUGCAGCAGGUUAGAUCGUCUCGCCCAAGCUACAGCUGCCGAGAUAGUUCUAAACUGCAAAAUGCUGGUCGCAAGCAAUCUGUCUCAAGAAGCCUGAAGCAUCUGUUCCAUUCUUCAAACAAGUUUGUGAAGACUUUGAAAAGAGGACUCUAUUUAGCUGUGAUAUUCUACUACAAAGACAACAUGCUAGUAACCAAUGAAGAUCAGAUUCCAAUUGUGGAGAUAGACGACUCUCACUCCAGCUCCAUUAUGCAAGAUUUUCUCUGGUUCACCAAGCUGUCUUGUAUGUGGGAUGAUAUCAGGUGGAUGAGGCAGAACAUGUCUGUCUCCGUGUCCUCCUCCACAGCACUUCAAGCUCGGCAGAAAAUGCUCUCUGCGACAGCCCAGUUACAGAAUCUGCUGGGUACACAUAACUUGGGCCGAGUCUACUAUGAACCAAUCAAGGAUCGGCAUGGCAAUAUUAUCAUCGUUACAAUAAGAGAAGUGGAGACUCUCUAUUCCUUUUUUAAUGGCAAAUGGAUGCAGAUAUCCAAGCUGCAGAGCCAGAGAAAAUCUCUCUCAACACCAGAGGAACCUACAGCAUUAGACAUCUUGCUCAUCACAAUCCAGGAUACACUUUCCUAUCACAGACGAAGCCAACAGCGCCUGGCCCCUGGCCUCUACUUGGGCUACCUGAAACUCUGCAGCUCAGUGGAUCAGAUAAAAGUCCUUGUCUUGCAAAAGCUGCCUAACAUUCUGUGUCAUGUUAAAAUACGAGACAACAGCAACGUGUCCAAAGAGGAGUGGGAAUGGAUCCAAAGUCUUUCUGGCUCAGAAUCUAUGGAAAAUACAGAUGAGUGCCCAACUCGACUGUUCUUUGAGCUCCAGAUGGCAACGAAAGCGCUCCUUAAACAGAUCCAUCUACCUCUGCGACAGGCUAAACUCUUCCGUCUGUAUACACAGGAGGUGUUGGAACUGGGUCAUAAUGUGUCCUUUCUUCUCCUGCUCCCUGCCUCAGACGACGUCUGCACUGCCCCAGGACAGAAUAACCCUUACACCCCGCACUCAGGAUUCCUUAACCUCCCUCUUCAGAUGUUUGAACUCGUUCAUUUUUGCAGUUACAAGGAGAAAUUUAUUAGUCUGUAUUGCCGCCUUUCUGCUGUCAUAGAGCUGGAUUUUCUGAGCACCCAGCAGUCCCUAAGGGAAGCCAUUUCAGACAGUGAAGUCGCUGCUGCUAAACAAAGACACCAGCAAGUCCUAGAUUACAUACAGCAAAUUGAUGAGAUCUGGCGUGAAAUGAGAUGGAUCAAUGAAGCGCUCCAGUAUGCACGGUACAGGCAGCCAGCUGCAGGCUUGCCGGUAAUGAAGAUCGUGGAUCUCUCAGAAGAGCCUGUGCAAAAGAAGAUAAGCUCAACUUCCUCCCAUCUGGAUUGUCUUCCAUCCCCACCACCUUCACCAGAAACGGAGACCCACAGGAGGAAAGCCGUGAGUGCAGAUUCCCAGGCGUACUCAGAUGAAGAAGGUUGCUCUGAGGUGUUCCUUCCAACUGACAGUGACUAUGACUCUAGCGAUGCGUUGAGUCCUCGGGAGCUGGAUUUGGUUUAUUCAUCCUCCCAGGACAUAUCCCAUCAGGCAGUGAGCUGUCUGAGCGGCAGCGCACCAGAUGUCCUCCAGGUCCACGACAUCAAACCUUGCCUGACUCCAAAGCAGAACCCAAGAGGAGGCAGCUCCUUAGAGACGGAUGUUGACCAGCCUACAGAGUCCAUGCAAAACUUGUCCAUAGGAGGGCUCUCGCCCAAAAGUACGGAGAAGAAUUUUGGCUUGAGGCAGCCCUUGAGUUUCCUAGGAAAGAAGAAGCAUGGAAAGCAUCAGCACUACAGUUACUUCAGCCGACACCAUCGCUGGCUGCGUGUGCACAGUGAAACCCAAUCCAUGUCCCUCUCGGAGGGUCUCUACACACCCCAUCUCACACGAGCCAUUGAGUUCUCACAGGAGUCUACCUCUGGUGAGCAGAUAAGCAUUUCUAUUGAUUGUCCACGCAGCCCCUUCUUACCUCACGCUUCGAGCCUCCCAGAAGAAGGGAAAGGCAAAUACCAGGAACUGAGGCCUAGCAUCCGCAGGAUCUACGUGGAGCCUUACAAGACCAGGCUACCCAGUGAAGAUGGCAAGUCCUGGGCACUGAGCACCCAGCCCACGGGUCUGCACAGCCCCACAGGUCAGGCGACAGUUCCACAGGAGCAGUCCUGUCCUCACAUCCCUGAAGUAUUCAGCAGCGAUCUUUAAGGGUGGCACUGUCCCUCAGCCCUGCCUUUAAAAUGUGAUCCCAAGGUCACAGCAGGGGGCUCGUCUUCAAAGCAAGCCUUGGAGUCUUCACAGAUGAAGAUUAGUCCUUCACCAUGGUUUUCUAGGCCGAAGCAUGCAAGAGGGUUUGUCUUUUGCAGAUGCGCAUGUUUGCACAACCAUUUCUAACCUAGGCUGAGCUGACUCCUGACUGUUACGGAUUUUUCUAUGCUUUUGACAGGGCAAUGAGAAAUGUUCACCAGCGGGCAUUUUUCAUUUAAAAAAGAAAGUGUGUACUUUUUCACCCUUCUUUGCUAGGGUCCACAGUCCCUAUCAACUAGAAUUUCAGCACCACUUGUAGCUUUAAUUUUAGCCUAUCAGACUAUGCCAUGCGAUAUCACCAAGGUCAAACAAGGAUGUGUCGGUGUGAGGUUAACACCUAUUAAAGAAGCAGUUACAUCUACCCUCUGUGAUGUCAUCAUGUGGCGCAAUCUGAUCGGCUGCAUGAUAACCCG